CAUUUAGCGUUGCUGCGAAGCUUCCCUUUCUUUCGAAUUUCGCUCUCUCGCUCGUCGUUGCGAGGUCUCUCUUCCUCUCUCUAAGAUCUCCCUGGGACUUUCUUCAGAGGUAACGCAGGAUGGGGCUGACUUUCACCAAACUCUUUAGUCGGCUUUUUGCCAAGAAGGAGAUGCGAAUUCUGAUGGUGGGUCUUGAUGCCGCUGGUAAGACCACCAUUUUGUACAAGCUCAAACUUGGAGAGAUUGUGACCACCAUUCCUACUAUUGGGUUUAACGUUGAGACUGUGGAAUACAAGAACAUUAGUUUCACCGUGUGGGAUGUUGGGGGUCAAGACAAGAUUCGUCCAUUGUGGAGACACUACUUCCAGAACACACAGGGUCUUAUCUUUGUAGUCGACAGCAAUGACAGAGACCGAGUUGUCGAGGCUAGGGACGAACUCCACAGAAUGCUGAAUGAGGAUGAGCUGCGUGAUGCAGUGCUUCUUGUAUUUGCCAACAAGCAGGAUCUUCCAAAUGCUAUGAACGCCGCAGAAAUCACCGAUAAGCUUGGCCUCCAUUCCCUCCGCCAGCGUCACUGGUACAUCCAGAGUACAUGUGCCACGUCCGGUGAGGGGCUAUACGAAGGUCUGGACUGGCUGUCCAACAACAUUGCGAACAAGGCGUGACGAGAGAGAGGGAGAGAAAGAAGGUUGGCUGGCGAUUCUAUCUAAAUUGUUUUGUUUCUUUCAUCUGUUGCUGUUUCGAUUGCGUGGCUUUUUGUGCAAGUGUCUUUGUAUGUAGGCAGCCCCUUUUUCAUUGUUGCUAUAUUGUAAUUCUAAGAACGGGUUUUGAUGAAUGUACGUGUUAGUUUAUGGGUUUUGGCAAAA
Molecule: messenger RNA, 866 nt
Organism: Tarenaya hassleriana
Lineage: Eukaryota; Viridiplantae; Streptophyta; Magnoliopsida; Brassicales; Cleomaceae
Product: ADP-ribosylation factor 2
Exons: 7
Coding region: 120-665 (181 amino acids)
Biological process (GO): intracellular protein transport; vesicle-mediated transport
Cellular component (GO): cytoplasm
Molecular function (GO): GTP binding; GTPase activity
Source: RefSeq, a predicted model, not a curated record